Messenger RNA from Cercocebus atys (sooty mangabey), 8941 nucleotides. It is a transcript of the gene ZNF697, whose product is annotated as zinc finger protein 697. Gene Ontology annotation, molecular function: DNA-binding transcription repressor activity, RNA polymerase II-specific. Gene Ontology annotation, biological process: negative regulation of transcription by RNA polymerase II. The transcript has 3 exons. Bases 3725 to 5641 code for a protein of 638 amino acids. The record is from RefSeq and is a predicted model, not a curated record. Lineage: Eukaryota; Metazoa; Chordata; Mammalia; Primates; Cercopithecidae.
UUUUGUAAAAAGUUUUUGUAGAGAAGGGACCUUGCUCUAUUGCCCAGGCUGGAGUCUUUUUCUCUUUUUAGAGAUACUUUAUCACAUUCACCUCUGCUCUGUAGCAGUGUCUUCAAAGUGAUCUGAUUUUUCUUUCAAGUGGGGUUGAGUUUGUCUAGAAGGCUCUUGAGCAUUUUCCUGGUGAUAGGCCUUACUUUUUUGACAUGGAGGUAGGGGAAAGGGACAUGAAAAUAUCACAAGUUCUAGAAACCAGGAUUCGAGCAGUCUUGAAGUCGCCCAGUCCCACCCUGAAGUGAUCUGCAUCCAAGAAAAAGGUUUUGUGAUGGUGGUGGUGGAAUGUUUGGGGAUUAAGAGUUUGCUGUGUGGAUUAACAAGCUGGAGCUGGAAAUGUCUAAUGAAACUGACAAUGAUGCCUUCCUGGAUCAGCUCACCUGUGUGUCAUAUGACAAGCCUGAAGAGGACUCAGGAACAUUCAAACCCAACCUUCUCAUGGAACAGAAGCCCGAAGGGGGCAAAUGCUUCAAGUCACACAGCACAGUGGUUGUGUUGGCCAAAAACCAGAAUUGUCUCCCUCAGUGAUUACAACCAGAUGUAGAAUUAAGUUUUGUAUGCCCACCACGCUAUUGCUUUUCCCCCUUAAACUUCUAUUUCUUCUUAUUGGGGGAAGGAGAGCUCCCUUAGAGAUGGUGUAAGUCAGAGUUUACUGAACCAGGCACCCACACCCUGUUUAGCUUUAGGCCUAUACUCUGUUUACAGGAUGGGCAAUCAGCAGCUGAAAACUAACUGAAUUUGGAAUUAAACCUUUCUCCCUCUACCUAGCUCCUUUAAGCAACUAGACCCUCCCUGGUUCUUGAAUCCACGUUGUGAGUUGUUCAUUAAUAGAACCUUUAGCAGCAAGGCUGGGGGAAGCUGUUUGUACUUGCCAAAGGCCAUUCUCCAUGAAUGUAGUUGUGAAUAGGUGACCCCCAAUUUAGAAUGGGGGUGUGUAUAAUUUUCUUAAGAAGUUGGUUGAAGUUUCACCAUAGUUAUAACUACCAUUUAUUGUGUCUCUAACAUGCCAGCAGCUUUUAUAAACAUUAAUUUCUGUGGCUUGAGAAACAACCCUGCAAGGUAGGAGGCAGCAUCCUUGUUCUUAUGGAUGCAGAAUCUGAGAUUCAGUAAGGCUGAGAAACUUGUACAAGGUAAAGUGGCUGGCAAAGAGCAGAGGAUUCAAACCCAGGUCAAUCUGGUCAUAAAAUGAUCACACUGCCCUGCUGCCCAUUGGAUAUCCAGCUCCAGCCUUGCCUAGGAAAACAUGUUGCUAGUUUUUGAGAGUGAAUGGGAAAGGAGCUGGAACAAAAUAUGCCUGAAUAUCUGACACUUUAUACCAUGGUGUCUAGUGUUUUUGAAUAUGAAGUUUUCUAGACUGAGGUUAUCACAACUCCUGCCCUUGUCUUCCUUUUUAUUACUUCUAGAGUAAUUGUAGUUUUAACAUCUUCUAUCAUGUUAAAAACAAAGUUGGUUAUUUUUCUGAUUAAAAAAUACCUGUUUAUGUAGAAAAUACAGAUAUACAAAGAGGACAAGUCUUCUCAAACUAUAUACCAGCUUCUGGUUAAGAACGUGUGUACGGGAGCUAGACUUGCAAGAGUAUGUAUCCCUGCUCUGCAGUUUAUAAUGUGUAUGACUUCAGACUAGUCACUUCUGUGCCCGUUUCCUAUCUGUGAAGUUGGAAAUAUCCUACUUCAUUAGGUUAACAUUAAAUGAGUUAAUAGCUGCAAAGCCCCCAAAGUGACCGAGAUGUUUAAUAUUUUACUAAACUUCUGGUCUUCCUCUCUGAUCUGUGUAUACAUGUGUAAGUAUACAUGUUAGUAUGCAUAUAAGCCAAAAUGAAAUAUUUUUCAAACCAGCUGCUUUUCAUAUAAUUAUAUCGUGAUCACCUUUCCUAACCUCUAAAUAACCUUCUCCAUUACCUGACAACUGCCUAAAACCCAUGAUGUGCUAGUGUGAAUGGAACUGAAUCCGUGUUACUGGGCAUGCAGAUUUCCAGAUUUGCACUAACAUAAUGCAUUUUUAAACAAAUUUUAGUUGUUGUCCCAUGAAUGGUAUCUGGGUGACAGGAACUUCAAGCUCUUUUCAGAGCACACCUAAUCCUCCCUCCCCUAGUCUGAAUGAAAAUAAGGAUCAGGAAGUACUCCCUUCGGAGCUCAGAACCUGCCUUAAUUCUGAGGCAGCACUGUGAACUUUUCAUAUGUCAGCCGUAAGUGAGGAACUCACUCUGGCUCUCCCCUUUCCCUGCCUUUAAAUCUAGACAAACCAUGUUUCCACAUUUAAUAUCUGAUAUCUCGGUUCCCAGUAAAUCACAAAUCAGAACGUUCUGUUGUUCCAUUAUUGCUAUGUCUGAGGUGCCCCCUAAGAAACCUGUCGCUAAAAGGGCUUAGAAGUGAAGCUCUGCUCCCUGUUUCCCAGAUUGGACUCCUAAAUCCUGUCUCUCAGGAUGGAGUACUGCAGUCCCUUUUGUGCCAUGCUGGGCACUGUACAUUGCCGUUUUAGUUUUAUGAGUUUCUGAUGACAUGCUUAUUUGACUUUAUUGACACAGAACCCUCCUGCUGGUCUCAGAUUGGUAGAAACCAUUGAUUGGUCCCCUCUUAACUCCCCCCGUCCCCUGCCCCCCGCCCUGCCAACGCCUGCAGUUUUUCACCACUAGCAAAUCAAUAGGUCAUGUUUGAUGACCCUACUCUUGCCUAUCCACUUGCAGGCGUAUUAUAUAUGCAGACUCAAGGGAUGUACUUGUCCAUUGUGUCUGAGCUCCAAAGAGGCAAGAGUGAUGGGCAGAAGUGAUUUGGGAUCAGUAGUCAUGGAGUAUACCUCUUAAAAGGUUUACAGCUUUAAUGAGAUUUUUCUCCUACUGUCUUAGACAAGAAAUCUCCAAAUGUUGGAAACUUGACAUUUAAAACAGUAUACAUUCUAAAGGAAUUCAACUGCAUUUCAGGACCUGUUGACUGACCAACCUCAGACACAGUCAUAUCCUAAGACAUUAAAGGAAAGGGCUCGAUGUUCCCUCUAAUUUAGGGAGUAUAUCAUCAUCUCUCAGAAAGAGUCUAAUGUGGUGAUGCAUCUGCCAAAAUUACAGAGCGGGUGGCACGUCUUUGGGGUGUGCUGGAAUGGCAUCAAGACUUAAGAGGAAAAAUGUGUGUAUUACAUGCUUGUAAAACUCAAAGCAUCAGUUACUCUCUGCAAUAUUUUCCAACGUGCUUUUUCAUUAGUUUCCUUCUAACACCCUCCCUGUGAGAAAGGUUAAGUAGCAUUACCCUUCUUCCACUCAUGAGGACACUGGAACAAUGAGAGGUUAAUUGACUUGCUUUGGGCUCUCUACAGUGAGGCUGACCCAGCUGGAAUUUCCAACUUCCGCUGCCUGGAACUCCAGCUUACCAUUCCAAAGGCUCUGUAGAACCAGGGCCACCUCAGAGAAGGCCUCCGCAGAGGCAGGAAGAGCUCCCAGCCAAGAAAGGGGCAUCUUGCUCAGCCAUGUUCUUGCUGUUUGGGGACUGCUGAGGCAGAGAGUUAGUCUCUUCAAAGUUAUAGUCCAAGAUCCUCGACCUAGAAACUGUUUGGCUGCCUGGAGCUAAGCUGUAGGAGUGAUGGAUGGCAGAAAUAAAUUAUUUUUGGCUCAACUGCUCAGUCUUGGCAGGGGGCCCUUUAAAUUUGAAAUGUUAAUCCUGACAUCUACAAAAGGCUUAGGAAUCUGAUGUCAUUUUCUCCCUAUGAUUCACAUGUUGGCCUUUUCUGUAGAGGGGUUACCAGUUAUCUCUGGUGUAUGUUCCUGUUAAGGGUUCUCUGCAAUUCAGAUGCUGUAAAAUAUGUAAUUAGGAUGAUAGAGAUGGCUUCUAAUAUAGAGGGUCCCCUGUACCUCUUCUUCCUGGCCCCACCAGGCCUACUUGAAUCAUCUUGGCUCACUCCUCCCUCCAAAGCAGAUCCUUACUACAAAGCCAGGGAUUCCUGGUCACCUCCCUUGCCCUUUUCUUCCUGGAUGAAACAAGAAGAUAAUCAGGGUGUCUGUGCACACCAGGACUCAGAAGACAAAGGGAUGGGUUCCGAUUUUGAGGACUCUGAGGACAGGGAAGGGGACCCAGAAGAAAGAGAAAUGGGCUCUAAUCCACAGGACACAAACAAGAGAGAAGGCCAUCUGGAGCCAGAGAUGGGCUCCAACCCACAGGACUCAAGGCACAGGGAAGCAGUGCCUGACACCUGCACAGGGGGGCAGCUGAAUGAGGAAGAAGGCGUUCCUGUCCAUGGGGAAGAGGAUGCCCAAUCUGGUGUAGCUGAUAUGGCGAUGUUCCCAGGACUGUCUGAGUCUGACAGCAUAUCCCGGAGCCUCCGGGAGGAGGACGAGAGUGCUGGGGAGAACCGGCUGGAGGAGGAAGAGGAGCAGCCGGCCCCUCCCGUACUUCCCUGGAGGCGACACCUCUCCCUGGGGAGUCGGCACCGAGGUGACAAGCCCGCCCACCGCCGCUUCCACCGGCUCCACCACCCCAUGGCCAUGGACCUCGGGGAGCUGGAUAGCCUGGUGGCCAGCAUCAUGGACGCGCCCACCAUCUGCCCCGACUGCGGGGAGAGCUUCAGUCCGGGCGCCGCCUUCCUGCAGCACCAGCGCAUUCACCGCCUGGCGGAGGCCGCUGCCGCCGCCAGCCUGGAGCCCUUCGGCCUGGCGGGCGAGUGCGACGCGAUGGUGGGCAUGAUGGGGGUGGGUGUGGCGGGGGGCUUUGGGGCCGGGCCCCCGCUGGCCCGGCCACCGCGCGAAAAGCCCUUCCGCUGCGGGGAGUGCGGCAAGGGCUUCAGCCGCAACACCUACCUGACCAACCACCUGCGCCUGCACACGGGCGAGCGGCCCAACCUGUGCGCCGACUGCGGCAAGAGCUUCAGCUGGCGCGCCGACCUGCUCAAGCACCGGCGCCUGCACACGGGCGAGAAGCCCUACCCGUGCCCCGAGUGCGGCGAGGCCUUCAGCCUCAGCUCGCAUCUGCUGAGCCACCGGCGCGCGCACGCUGCUGCCAGCGGCGCGGGGGCGGCGGCGCUGCGGCCCUUCGCCUGCGGGGAGUGCGGCAAGGGCUUCGUGCGCCGUUCGCACCUGGCCAACCACCAGCGCAUCCACACGGGCGAGAAGCCGCACGGCUGUGGCGAGUGCGGCAAGCGCUUCAGCUGGCGCUCGGACUUGGUGAAGCACCAGCGCGUGCACACGGGCGAGAAGCCCUACAUGUGCUCCGAGUGCGGCGAGACCUUCAGCGUCAGCUCGCACCUCUUCACGCACAAGCGCACGCACUCGGGUGAGCGACCCUAUGUGUGCCGCGAGUGCGGGAAGGGCUUCGGGCGUAACUCGCACCUGGUGAACCACCUGCGUGUGCACACCGGCGAGAAGCCCUUCCGCUGCGGCCAGUGCGAGAAGCGCUUCAGCGACUUCUCCACGCUCACGCAGCACCAGCGCACGCACACGGGCGAGAAGCCUUACACGUGCAUCGAGUGCGGCAAGAGCUUUAUCCAGAGCUCCCACCUGAUCCGCCACCGCCGCAUCCACACGGGCAACAAGCCGCACAAGUGCGCGGGCUGCGGCAAAGGCUUCCGCUACAAAACGCACCUCGCGCAGCACCAGAAGCUGCACCUGUGCUAGGGGCUGGGUCCGAGGGAGGCUGCCCUCUGGGGAGCCUAUAGGGGGUCGAUGUCCUGGGACUGACCCAGGAGAAGGAAAUGGGGAAGGGGCGGGAGGGACAAUCUGAGAGUGACUGGGGAGCCUUUGGUGUUCGGGGUUUCCUGAAGUGGGAGGAGGGUUGAGUAAGAGUUGUUCUUUCCCGGUGCUAUACUUGCCUCCUUUCCAUGGAAGAAAUGUUCAGGAGAUGCGCUUGGGAUGAUGACUUCCUUAAAUACAUGCUGUAGGGGGUGAAGAGCUUGGAGGACCAGGCGCUUUGAGGACCUUGAGGAAGGGCAGUUCGUGGGCUGGGGUGGGAACAGGAUGGCAGGCAAUAGACUAGGGUAGGCCGCGAUGGCCUGUAGGAGUCUGCAGGGAGAGGGUGUAAAUGAGGGCUAUGGGGCAAAAUAAAACCAAGUAUAAGUGAUUCUAUCUUGGUUCCACGAAGUGGUAAGCCAGAGUUUGCCCGGUCUCCGCACAUCACCUGUUGUCUCACAAAAAGUAGGGGAACCUUGUCACAUAGGAAAGGAUAUUUAAUGUACUUUUCCUUUCUCUGAGCCACAGUUAGCUGCUAUUUUGAGGCAUCCAAGGGAAAGUGGGCUGAAAAACGCCGCACUCUCAUUUCAAGGGGCAAUGUCUGAGGUUUACAAAUUCAUUAAUAACUGGUUCUCAGAUGUGGGAAAUCCUGAUUCUGUUCCGGGUUCUUUGCUACUUCCUUGAAAAUAAUCUAGCUUCAUGCUGGGUCAAGGUGGUUUACCUGGAUGACCCCCCUCCCCCGCCCUCGCCCCAUCCCAGGUGUGUGCCACAUCCAGUAUUUCUUUCAGGUCUCAACUGUGGUCUUUUAAGUGCAGAGAAAAGGAACAAUCACAGCUAUGCGUGACUUUCCUUUUUGCACCUCACCCUGAUGUAGAUGUUUCAAGUGAACUUUAGACCAUCAACAGUUGCCCAGUGACCUGCUAAAAAGUCAGCUAGCUCGCAGUUUUGCUGGCCUUUAUGUGAGAAAUCCAGGAAAGUGUUGACAUUGUUGGGAUGCAAAACUCCUUGGUCUCAUUUGCCUUCACUUAGCAUUUGUUAGUGACCUCCACUAACCCCCACCUCCGUGCAUAUGAGGGAUCUAGUCUAAGUAAGAGUGUCUUUUUCCUGCAUGUGGAGGCACAGUAGAAAUCUCAAGGCUUUACCCAGGAGAACCCAGUCAGAGAGAGGUGUAAAUGCAAAAUUGCCAAAUAGCACAAACAAUGAAUGUUUUCUGGUUGUUAUAUAGAUGCCAAAAUAGCACUUUGAUAUUUGCAAAGUGCUUUAUGCUUUUUAAUAAUUGUUAGUUGUUUCUCACAUCAUUGUGAGUUAGAUCAGUAUUAUGACCCCUGUCUUAGGGAAGGCCUGGGAACAGGAGCGUGCAGGCUGUCCUGCAGAGAGGCUGAGGACAGUGUGAAUAAUUGUAGCCUGACCUUUUGCAUCCUCCAGCUCAGCUGCUAGGAAGACUUGCCUGUCAUGAUUUAUAUAAUAAAAUAAGGACACUGAAAAUUCUUAUGCUUGAUGAAAAACUUAAGGCUAGCCUAGAAGGGCCAAACAUGUCCUUAUUGACAAAGCUGGUCUUUGUCACCUCAUUGGGGCAUCCUAGCCAUGUUCCAUUUCUAGUAGGGGGCUGUAGUUAGAUGACUCUUGUGUAGAUUUCAGUUAUUUAUGCUGAAGAUCCCUGCCCUAGGUUAGCCUUUAGAAGUUAGAGUUGUGGAAAGCGGUAUUGUUUUCUUCACUAGUGAUUGUUACCCUACACAUUUCAUGGAAGCAUCUUCACAAAAUAUUGGACACAGUUGAAGGGGGAAAAAGCUACAAGAUUGUUUUUACAGUUUUAGCAAAGUUUCUGUGGAUGCUAGUAAUUUAUACUUGAUCAGUUGUAUUCUAGUAAAGAACCUCUUUGGGGACUGUAGGAAAGCAUGUUUUUGUGGUUAUAAAAACACUUAAAAAUCCUGAUAAUUCUGGGCUUGUAUAAUGCCUGUUGAUCUUGCCCUCUGAAUCAAUUUAUUGUUAUUCACAAAUGCAAAUAGGUUUUCAAACUAUAGACAGUUUUGAAUGACAUUAAUUCUCGUUUUCUUUUAGUCAGGAGUAAUACAAGCAAAGCAAGUGUCCGUUUUGAAUUCUGAUUUUAAUCUGAAUAGGAAGCACAUUAGACCCACCUGAAAAUAAUAUAGCCAAUUUUUAGGUAAUCUUACUGCUUUGUGAGUUUCUUUCCAUGUAUAUCUACCUCUUCCAGCUGUUUUAAGUUCUCUCAAGUCUGUGCCUAUGAAAUCUCAUCCACCUUUUGAUUAUUCAUGGAUUGAUUAUCCGUUUUAUUGUGGUUUUUUUUUUUGCUGCCAUUGCUAUGCCUGGUCUUGUCUGCAUCAAAUAUACUACAUAUCAGCAACUUUAGAGAAUGGGUUCAACAGGGAGUGGAGAGUGAAGCUAAUGUAAAAUAGUUUAGUGGCAGUGGAAAUCUUUGGACUUCGUUUACCUCUCUCGUUAUUUCUAUUACCAUGGAUAAGAGAGUCAGCUGCUACUUUGAUAUCCCUUCUAUGAGCAAAUUCUUAGCAGAAGAAAACAAUCCAACUACCAACGCCCGACUCUAUUGGUGCAUUUAAAAUGUGAUUCCAUUUUUUCUUACAGUUCUUCAGGGAACUUAUCUGCAUUAAGUGAGGUCAAAUGCAUUCAGGAGGUUGUUUCUUCUAUCUAGUUUUAGAAUAAUAUUUCUUUGGCAAACCCUGUUAACUGCGGUUCACCCUUGAAAACGUUAAUCUGAGGACUUUUUCCACCAACUCGUUAAUGAUGGUGGAAGCAAGUGUAUUAUUUGUUUCCUGGAGAAUUUGGUGAAGAGCAGUCUUCUGCUGCUGCUCUUUACUAAGCAAAACCUGGAGCAGUUUAAAUAGGCUAAAUGGUUUUGAUUAAAUCUUGAGCUCCGAGUUGGAAGGAGAAAAUGAGAAGUUAACCCCUUGAGCCAUGUGGUCUCUUUACAAUCAAGAGACUGUACAUAUGUGAAAAAAUACAAAUUAAGGAACUGUGUUCAUAGACAAUCUAAACUGUGUUUCUGAAGUUUGUGCACAUUUUUCUUCACUGUAAUGUUAUUUUACAGCUGUUUGUUAAAAUAGUGAAUAAUUUAAUGAUCCUAAAAGUAACAGGUUUUGUGUGAGUGUGCUUGUAUAUGUGAGAAUUGCCUUAUUUUCAGGUUGUUUUAUUUAAUGAUGGUUCCUUGGACAGCAUUCUGGUGUUCAGCAACCAAUAUGGAAUAUUUGUCAUUAAAUCCAUAUCAGUCUUUUA